AGACAGGCAAUGGCAAUGAAGGAACAGAUAUAUUUUAUGCUGAUGAGGGUCAGAAUGGCUCCUCCUCUUCCUCUGGUCUUUCUGUUCAUGAUUCACGGGGUUUCUAGUGAUGAUAACGGUUGGGGUGUGAGUUACAGUCCUCCACACAUCUGUGCACUAAACGACUCAACAGUGAUAAUGACAUGCAAUUAUACAUACCCCCGUACUGGAUAUAAGAUCAUGAAAGUGUUCUGGACCAAAAAGCCUGUAAUAAAGGGUGUUGAGCCUCCAGAUCUGUCUAAGGAUCCUAAAUACCGUCAGAGGCUUCAGUAUCUGGGAGAUAAACAGCAGAACUGCACCGUCAGACUGAGUAAUGUGACACUGAAGGAUUCACACAUGUACUAUUUCAGAUUCAUCUCUAAUAUAACAGGAAAAAAAUAUAUUGGUGAUCCAGGAGUGAAUCUUACUGUCACAGAUCUUCAGGUGGAGUCUCCUGAGAGAGUGACAGAGGGAGAUUCAGUCAGUCUGACAUGUAAAGGCAGCUGCGCUCUGACUGACAGAGCAACAUUCAUCUGGUACAGAAACUCACUGAAGAUAUUAACUGAGAGUAAAUUCAGGAACACACUCAUCCUCAAUCCAGUCAGAAGAGAGGAUUCAGGCAGAUAUAGCUGUGCUGUAGACGGACACACACACGUCUCUCCUGAUGUUCACCUCAAUGUCAUGUAUCCUCCUAGAAACGUCUCAGUGUUGAUAAAUGGAUCUGGUGUAAUAGUGGAGGGAGAUUCAGUGACUCUGAAGUGCAUCAGUGACUCAAACCCUCCUGCUGUGAACUUCAGCUGGUUUAAGGAGAAUGAAAGCUCAGCUGUUGGAUCUGGACAGAGUUUCAGUGCACUACAGAGUGGACGCUUCUACUGUCAGGCUCACAAUCAACAUGGAUCUCAGAGAUCAGAUGCUGUAACUGUCACAGUUCAUCAUGUUGCUGGUAGGAAUGUGAUUGUGAUCACAGCGACAUCUGGAGGAGUAUUCAUCAUCUUCAUCAUCAUCAUCAUCAUCAUCAUCCUGAUUAUACUAAAGAAACGAAGGAGUGUUAAAGUUGAAGAUCAGAUCUCUGAUCCCAAUGAAGACACAUAUACAGCUCUUGACCUCAAGCUCACGACCUCUGACCUGUACGACACACUCGCAACCGUUGAUCGCAGACGUCCUGAAGACUCCUGAAGACUCUUGAUCCUCAACAUGAGAAUCCAUCAAUCAACAGGAAGAAGCUGCAGAGAGAGGCGGAGCACAAAUGAACCAAUCCUGAGCUCUGUGGGCGGAGCCUAAGAUGAUUGAUUUUAUUCUGAUAUACUGAACAAAAUCAUAAUUAUGCGCAUUCACAAUGGAAAAUGUAUCAGGUUUUUUUUUGCUCUCAGAGUGCUCAAUAUUAUAAUCUUCUGUCAUUAUAUGUUCCUGUAACUCUCCCUUUAAAUGUUCAAUUGUAUCUGUGAUCAUCUCAUAUUUGCUUUUACUAACCUUAUGAGUGCAUCGAUACUGUAGUGUUGAUAUAGCGAUACUCA
Pimephales promelas (fathead minnow) is the source of this 1532-nucleotide messenger RNA. The record is from RefSeq and is a predicted model, not a curated record. Lineage: Eukaryota; Metazoa; Chordata; Actinopteri; Cypriniformes; Leuciscidae.